Messenger RNA from Lingula anatina, 1286 nucleotides. RefSeq lists its product as uncharacterized. NCBI's taxonomy places the organism in Eukaryota, Metazoa, Brachiopoda, Lingulata, Lingulida, Lingulidae. Gene Ontology annotation, cellular component: Golgi apparatus; membrane. The record is from RefSeq and is a predicted model, not a curated record. Gene Ontology annotation, biological process: cell wall mannoprotein biosynthetic process; protein N-linked glycosylation. Gene Ontology annotation, molecular function: alpha-1,2-mannosyltransferase activity.
UAGAAGAAAACAUAUUGAAAUGUGCUGUUGAUUUAAUUGUGGUCACAGUUUGGAGAAUACCGGGAACAAAAAGCAACCAAGUUUUUCAGCGAGUUGAGAAGUGUGGCUGUUGGCAACAUGAACAUUAGACCAAGGAUAGACAGGUGUCGCAUAGCCUUGGUAAUAGCCUUCCUGCUCAUGUUCCAAAUCGGUGUCUUGAGAGAAGUCCUAGAAUUAAGAUUGAGGCAAAGACGACAGGAGAGUAUGGUGUAUUUACCCCAGGAAACUGUGCUCAGAGUAGAGCGACUCCUGCAGGCUGGGGGGUUACCAGUCCAGAACAACCAAAAACUUGCUGGAGCCGACAACAUUAAUGGCGAACCAAGUGAUAAGGAAGAAGCAAAAAGAUCUUCCUAUGAAUUAGAAAGAUUCAAUAACAUGUUGAAGGCGUGGCCCGUCAACAAACCAAAAGCAGCCAUCUACAUCUUAGUCAAAUCUUCUCGAUUUACUUCCACCCUAAAGGACGGACUCGACCGGUUGGAUAGAUAUUUUAACGAUAUCUAUCACUACCCAUUGGUACUGUUUCACGAGACAGGCGUCAGCGAUACUGACAUAGCAUCCAUUCGCUCUUGGACGAGGUCAGACGUUUACUUUCAACUCGUGAAAUUCUCAGUUCCUAAAUGGAUAAACGAAACAAAAUUGGAGGGCGAUAUUGCUAAAGCAGGCGAUAAGCGCUAUGGUUACAGACAUAUGUGUAGGUUUCAUGCUAUAAGCAUGCAGGUCACGCCCAUAAUGCGCCUGGUCGACUAUUACUGGAGGCUAGAUGAUGACUCACGUUUGAUUGGCCAGGUUCCAUUUGACCUUUUCAAGUUCAUGGCGAAAGGGAACCUUACUUAUGGAUAUGUGCACAUGUCUCCAGAAAAUCCCGAUUACGUUGUUGGUCUUUAUCCGCGCGUCAAUUCAUAUCUCACCAACAAGCAGAUUCAACCAACAUUCUUCAGAAAACUGCACAGAAACAGAUAUUUCUUCAACAAUUUUGAACUAGCUAGUUUACAUUUUUGGAGGAGCAAAAACGUUUCCGAAUUUCUCAACGCCUUGGAUCGGUCAGGGGGAUUUUAUUAUCAUCGAUGGGGAGACGCUGUAGUGAAGACCCUGGUUGUGUCCAUUUUUGCACCUAUCGGAAGUGUAUAUCAGUUCACUGAGGUGCCGUAUGUGCAUAAGAAUGUGAACACAACCAGUAGAGAAUUCAGGUAUGCUUACGGAAGAAAUCUGGCCCAGAUGGUAAUGUACUGAUUGAAGACGUUACCAAA